Molecule: messenger RNA, 2274 nt
Organism: Spodoptera litura
Lineage: Eukaryota; Metazoa; Arthropoda; Insecta; Lepidoptera; Noctuidae
Gene: Drl-2
Product: tyrosine-protein kinase derailed 2
Biological process (GO): axonogenesis; positive regulation of neuron projection development; positive regulation of phosphatidylinositol 3-kinase/protein kinase B signal transduction
Cellular component (GO): signaling receptor complex; plasma membrane
Molecular function (GO): ATP binding; protein kinase activity
Source: RefSeq, a predicted model, not a curated record
CGCGGUACCGCGAGCGUCAGACUUGUGUCCGCUUGUGAACGCAUCCGAAACACCGGCUUCCGAAUUCGAAAAUUUUCCGUUUAAAAAGAAAAUGUGAGACGUUUAAAAAAUCAACAACAUCUAUGGUUCAUUCUAAUUUCAAAUACGUAAACAACUAAAAUGGAUACGACGUAAACAAACAUUUUAUUGAGACAAAAAUGUGUUAAAAUGUACUCAAAAGUGAAAAUAAAAUGACUGUUAAAGUGAUGUGUAUGUAAUAAUGGCUGCUAAAAUUCUUGUUAUCGCUUGGGCGGCCUGGCUCGCGUUGCCAUUGGCAACGAGCCAUCUAAAUGUUCUCAUCAGCCAAGCCGAAGUAAUGAAGUUGUUAGGUCUAGACGCUGAACUCUACUACGUGAGAGAAGGCGUAGUAAAUAAAUACGCGACCGGCUUCACAGUGCCCGUACCAGCACAUAUUGCAGACUUGGAGUUCAUGUGGCAGGCACUUGGCGGGAGACCGCUGCCGUACGUGAUGGGUGUAGACUACGAGUCUCGGGGCGCCAUGCUGCCGCCGCAAGUCAAUAUAUCUGAACGGGGGUUUGUGCCUACCACCCUGCAGACUUUUAGGGUCCGUUUGCCGUGCACCGGUACCAGGAGCGCAGAGAUCCUAGUGACUAUGCAGCUCAACAUAUCGGCACCCGACCGAGCGCAUAAAGACGUGCGGUUGAUAUUCAAAAGGAACAAGAUUUGUUUGAAAGGUCUAUCAACAGUAGUAACACACAAUGAGACAGCUCGGCUCGCUGGUGACGCAUCACAAACUUCUAGUGGCGUAUUAUUCGCUGCCGGUGGCUGUGCAGCGGCUGCGUUAGCGCUGCUGACUGCUGCAGCGGCUGCGGGCACUCUGUACAAGAGAGGCAGUAAAGCGAGGCACCAUGAUUCUAUACACACUUCAUACACAACAGCUGCGUACGGGAGCCAUCAGAAUGUUCUUCUAAGGCUCGAUACCCUUGGCAGGCCACCGAGUUCCACAGGAUCUUAUGCCACCAUCGCCAGCUUACAUAAAUUUCCUUUUGGCAGUCGUCGAUCACCGUCUCCAUAUGCGACUACACACAUAGGAGAACAUGUGUACGCUAAGCCAGAGUCAAGAGUAUCAUAUUAUGCUGCAUCUAAUCUCACACAUGUCUCACAACAAACAAUAACCAAGGACCGUAUCACGGAUCCUGCCGAACAACUCCGACUCCUCACGACUCCUCGCUCCAACAUUCGGUUAGAGAUCCUCGUCCACGAAGGCACCUUCGGCAGGGUCUACAAAGGAGUUUUCAAGAGAGGAGACACUUAUGAAGAAGUCGUUGUCAAGACUGUUACAGAUGCGGCAUCAGCAAUGCAAGCAGCGUUACUAGUGGCUGAAGGCUUACGUCUAUACAGUCUAGUUCAUACAAAUGUGCUAACACCAAUGGCCGCCUGUGCUGAGGAAGCGAGGAAGCCACUUCUAGUUUAUUGCUGUCCUUCACAUUCUUCUAAUCUUAAAAGGUUCCUAACAUCGUGUCGGCUAGGCCACCAGGCGGCCCCAGCUACAAGAGAGUUAGUGGACUUAGGAGCUCAAGUGGCCUGUGGCCUGGCGUACUUGCACGUUCAGCGAUUAGUACACGCUGACAUUGCCGCCAGGAAUUGUGUGGUGGACGAGAAAUUAAGGCUGAAGGUGACAGACAAUGGUCUAUCAAGGGAUCUGUUUCCUGAUGACUACCAUUGUUUGGGGGACAAUGAGAACCGCCCCGUCAAAUGGAUGGCUCCUGAGACACUGCUACAAAAUCAGUACACUACAGCUUCUGAUGUGUGGUCACUAGGAAUAACUUUAUGGGAGCUGGCAACUCUUGGCGCGUCGCCAUUGGCUGAGCUUGAUGCAGCUGACGUAGGAGCGUUCUUGAGUGGAGGAUACAGACCUUCACAGCCGCAUAACUGUCCUGAUGAACUGUACGGCUUAAUGUCUUGGUGUUGGACCUUAGCUCCUCUAGCCAGACCAACAGCUCCUCAGCUCCUAGCAGCUCUUCACGACUUCAGGCAAGCUCUUAGCACUUAUAUCUAGAAUUCUAGGCAAAUUACCAUUUCUACCAAAGUUUUCAAUCUAGUCUUAACUCAUACUUGUCAAUUCCUCUAAACUCUUGGCACUGUAUUUUCCGUUCUCUUCAAUACCAAUGUGCCUGCGAAACAAUCAAAAUUUUAAUAAAAUAAAAAAUACAAUCGCUUUUAUUUUUAAAAAUGAAAAUGUAAAUUCUGGCUUAAAAAUGACAUUGUACCUAA